UCUCUGAACUGACUCUUCAGGUCUUUUGACUGCCCAUUUCCUUAAGGGAUUAUCUUUUUUCUUACUGAUUUGUCGUAGUUCUUUUUGUAUUUUGGACAUUAACUCUUUGUGGAUUUUAUAUUAAAAUUAUAACUAUCAAAAUAUCUGAUUGAUUGGAACAUUCCGUUCCCUGACUGUGCAGGAUGAGAGUUUAUUUCAGGGCCUGUUCUGAGGUUAUAAAGCUCAAUGAUUGUGACUUAGAAUAAGAACAGCAAAGAAUGUGUGAUGUGUGCUUGAUUGUCUAAUCUGGUUUUUUGGGAUUGCAUCAUACACUCAUGCAAAUAUAUACAGACGACCACUGUGUAUCACAGCCCUGCUUCCUACAAUCCUACGGACUUAAACUUGGUCUUCAGAACAAGGGAGAAUGGCUUCACUUCUGUUUGAGUGGCUCAUUUGAUGGCAUUCCGUACAUUCCAUUUGGUUAGGAAGCUCCCGGCCAUUUGCCUUCGCAAAGCCUCUGGAUGCCUCCUGGUUUUCUCUGGGGUCAGGUCUGAACUCUGCUCGACAUCUCCGCUCUGCCACAACCGGCUGCCACCCUUUCUGCACGCCUGUGUGAUUUCUAUGCCCUCUGUGCUCCGACCAGCACCUUGCCUGCUUCUUUGCGUGUACACAUUUGUCCGAAUUCAUUGAGCUGUCACUUAAGAUGUAUGCAUUUGACUACUUGCCCACGCCCCAGGUCAGCGAGCGCAGGGACCCAGACCCCAGUCGAAUGCAGAUGCCACAGGGGAACCCGCUGCUGCUCUCUCACACCCUGCAGGAGCUGCUGGCCAGGGACACCGUGCAGGUGGAGCUCAUUCCUGAGAAGAAGGGCCUCUUCCUGAAGCAUGUGGAGUAUGAGGUUUCCAGCCAGCGCUUCCAGUCCUCUGUGUACAGACGGUACAAUGACUUUGUGGUCUUCCACGAGAUGCUGCUGCAGAAGUUCCCGUACCGCAUGGUGCCAGCCCUGCCACCCAAGAGAAUGCUGGGAGCUGACAGGGAGUUCAUCGAGGCCCGGAGGAGAGCGCUGAAGCGCUUCAUCAACCUGGUAGCCCGGCACCCCCCCUUCUCUGAGGACGUGGUCCUCAAGUUGUUCCUGUCCUUCAGUGGUCCUGAUGUGCAGAACAAGUUAAAGGAAUCGGCGCAGCUUGUGGGAGAUGAAUUCGUGAAUUGUAAGCUGGCUACUCGGGCCAAGGACUUCCUCCCAGCUGACAUCCAGACUCAGUUUGCCAUUAGUCGGGAGCUGAUUCGAAAUAUCUACAACAGCUUUUACAAGCUUCGCGAUCGGGCUGAGCGGAUUGCGUCGCGGGCCAUCGACAAUGCUGCUGACCUUCUCAUAUUCGGGAAGGAAUUGAGUGCUUUAGGGUCUGACACGACCCCGCUCCCUUCCUGGGCCACUCUGAACAGUAGCACAUGGGGGUUCCUUAAGCAGGCGCUGAAAGGCCUGUCUGUUGAAUUUGCACUGCUCGCUGACAAGGCCGCACAGCAGGGCAAACAGGAAGAGAAUGAUGUGGUGGAGAAAUUGAACCUCUUCUUGGAUUUGCUCCAGUCCUAUAAAGACCUGUGUGCGCGGCACGAGAAGGGGCUGCUGCACAAGCCCCAGCGGGCCCUGCACACGUACAGCCUGAUGAAGCGGCCGGCGAUGAGCGCCGCUGUGCAGAGCCGCGAGCCCGAGUCCGUGGAGCAGCUGGAGUCCCGCAUCAUGGAGCAGGAGAACGCGAUCCAGACGAUGGAGCUUCGGAACUACUUCUCCCUGUACUGCCUGCACCAGGAGACGCAGCUGGUCCACGUCUACCUGCCCCUCACCUCCCACAUCCUCGGGGCCUUCGUCAACUCACAGAUCCAGGGGCACAAGGAGAUGAGCAAGGUGUGGAACGACUUGAAGCCCAAGCUGAGCUGCCUCUUUGCUGGACCAAACAGCACCCUGACCCCGCCGAGGUCCCCGCAGGACGGCGUGUCUCCUCACUAGUGCCAAGGACCUGGGCGCGAGCCCCUGGCGCCUCACUAAAACUUCUUUCCAAACGGUGUGUCCCUGUUUAAUUCCCCUCAGACGGCGCUACCCCCACCCCCAGGGGUCCCUGGCGGCGGGCUGACACCUCUGGAGCAGAAGAGCUGACAUCCGGCUGGGUGGGGCCGGGGUCCACAUGGCCACGGCUCCCCUCCCCUCGUGGGGAGCAGGGCCGAGGACACGCCCUGAGGCCUCUGAGCGUCCGUGGAAACCGAGUUGCCCUCGACCACUCCUGCCCCCCGACCUGCCCUCACACCCGUGCUGUGGCCUGUUGGUCUGGCCGUGAGAAGUGUUAAGAUUCCCUGGAAUGGUUUUCUCCCGAUAGUGAAGGCAGUGCAGCAAGGAUGGUUCUCACACAGCAGAUGGAGCCUGGGGGCAUGUGCAGGGGGACCCCAUGUGCUAGAACAGUCGGGAGGGGUCUGGAUUAGCUGAGCGGGGAGGGAGGCUGAGACCCCACGGAAGGCAGGACUGUCCCUAUGUUGCCAUUGGACAGGAGGUGGCUGUAUCUCUGACACGUGAUUGGUCAGCGAAAGGGCAGACAGCCCAGGGCGGGUGUGGUGCGACAGUGUGAGUGCCAGAGCGGGCAGCAGGAGUGAGGAGGGAAGGCGGGGACCUGAGGGUCGCUGGGCGCACAGUGUUCAUUUCAGGGGACAUGCUCCAGUGAGUGCCCUAGGGCCCUGGUCUGGGACUGGCCUCCGGGGCGGAGUGUCCGUGUCCCUCACUCCCUGCACACACACCGUGCACAUGCACACACUGUGACCCUGUGGUGUGCCUGGGGCUUCUGCUGUUUGUCCAAGUGCCAGGAACUGCUCUGUUCCCUUCCUGUAUAGACGCCCCCCUUUUGGAGACCAUGAGCUUCGAGGCCUGAGAAAGGGCAGAGGAGGGGAGGGCAGC
Messenger RNA from Diceros bicornis minor, 2917 nucleotides. RefSeq names its product sorting nexin 8 (gene SNX8). Lineage: Eukaryota; Metazoa; Chordata; Mammalia; Perissodactyla; Rhinocerotidae. Gene Ontology annotation, biological process: retrograde transport, endosome to Golgi. The coding region runs from base 683 to 1984 and encodes 433 amino acids. The transcript is spliced from 11 exons. Gene Ontology annotation, molecular function: phosphatidylinositol binding. The record is from RefSeq and is a predicted model, not a curated record.